Messenger RNA from Racocetra persica, 218 nucleotides. The record is from the annotation of a GenBank genome assembly. NCBI's taxonomy places the organism in Eukaryota, Fungi, Glomeromycota, Glomeromycetes, Diversisporales, Gigasporaceae.
AUGGCAAACAUUAAAAUUGUAAAAAACACCACUGAUGAAAUUCUGCCAAAUUUUGUUAAACAAGAUGAAGUUAAAAUCAAAAAUUUUUUUUACGUCAGACCAGAAUUAAAAGAAGCAUCUGAAAAACUUGGUUUAAAUGUUGAAUUUAUUUCUGAAAAAAAUCAAUAUAAAGUUUCACCAUCAAAAAAAAUAAUUAAUGAAAUAUUAAAACAUUUUAA